ACACAAAGCAGAGCAAAAGGAUGAGAAUCAAAAAGUGACAACAUCCAAUCCAACGUUGUUAUUCUGUUUCAACACCCUCGUUAUACCCUCCUCCAUUUAUCCCCUUCAUUUCUCUCUCUCUCUGCAACGAAAAAUGGCUUCCCUCACGUGCUCCCCCACCUCGCUACAGCUCCGAUUGGCCUUAGCCGCCCCUAAAUUCCCACACACCCCGCAACUGCGAAUGCGCGACUUCAAGCUCAACCGAGUUCGCCCUCUACGCGCCGCGCAAGACGGCGGGCCCGGGCCCGGGCCCAAACUCGACGGCUUCUCGGGCUGGUCCGACACCGACGCCGAGCAGCGGCCCAACAACGCCCCAAAGAAGGAGUCAUAUGGAGGUAGCUUGCUUUCAGGAGUUGUGGGAGUAGGAGUGGCUGGAGUGCUUCUACUUUCAGGGCUUACCUUUGCUGCCUUAUCUCUUGGCAAACAAACUGGUUCCAGACCUGAGCAACACAUGAAGCCCUUGACUUCACAGCAGGAGGAACUUUUGUCUUCUGAUGACCAUAAUGAUGAAAUAACUGAACAAGGGAAUGUUGACAACACGGUCGAACAAGGAAAUGGUAAAAUGGAAGGUCAGAUACAUAUAUCUGGGGAUUAUUCUUCUGCUGAGUCUAGUAAUUUUUACAGUGACAAUAGCAUUGUUGAUGAUUCUGACAUAGGAUCCCAGUUGAUAUAUGAUAGCAAAAACCCCUCCGAUGGUGUUGACGAUGCCACUAAACAUAUAUCUGUUCAAGAAGAUUUACAGGAUGUGUCAGCUUUUGAUAACAAGUUAGUUUUUGCUAGUGAAAGCCCAGUGCCACUUGAAUCUGAAAAUACUGUCGAUUCUUUUAAUGCUUAUGGAUUUAGAGAUUUUGAUAGCAACCCUAAUGUAGAUACAGUGGAAUCUACUCCCAAUCUUAAAGAAAACCUAUUCAAUGUUGAUCCAGGAGACAUGCCCAACUAUGAUGAUGCUAAGCCAUUACACCUUAAUACUGAGCAACAUGAUGAAAUAACCAGUUCAAGUGGAAGUGUAAGUUUUGGUUUUCCUGAAACCUAUUCUAGUUCGGGUGCUGAUAAUGAGACUGGAAUUGUUAGUGUUGUGGUCAUUUCUGAGCUAAAUAACAUGAUUUCAGAUCCUAAGUUUUUCAAUGAAGCUGGUCAAGAGAAUAUUCUGUCAGCUUUAAAGAAUGAAAACCUUGACCUGAACAAAAUUCCACAGGUCUCCGCUGAGGGAAAUGAGCCUUCCUUUGAAGAGCGGAGCAUUCCUGGAAAUGACCUGUUUGAAAAAUCAUCUAUUUCAACAUCAGCCAAUACAUUGGUAGAUGAGCAGGUUAGAAAUGAUAAUUAUGAGGUUGAUGAAGUUAAAUCUGAAUCUUCAAAUUCUGGAUCCUUUUUCUCUGUUCCCGGCAUUCCCGCUCCAUUAGUAGUUUCUACAGCUGUACAAGUGCUUCCGGGAAAGAUUUUGGUUCCUGCAGCUGUUGAUCAAGUUCAGGGCCAAGCACUAGCUGCAUUGCAAGUUUUAAAGGUCAUUGAGCCUGAUGUUCAACCUAGUGAUUUAUGUACACGUCGUGAAUAUGCUCGCUGGUUGGUUUCUGCUAGCAGUGCUCUUUCAAGGAGCACAGUUUCAAAAGUGUAUCCUGCCAUGUACAUAGACAAUGCUACUGAGCUUGCAUUUGAUGAUGUCACUCCCGAGGACCCUGAUUUUUCUUCCAUUCAAGGCUUGGCAGAAGCUGGACUUAUUGAAAGCAGGCUUUCAAGACGUGAUAUACAGUUGUUUGGUGAUGGAGAUGAUAGCCCAUUUCACUUCUCCCCUGAAAGUCCUUUAUCACGUCAAGAUCUUGUCAGCUGGAAAAUGGCCCUGCAGAAAAGACAGCUUCCGGAAGCUGACAGAAAGGUGCUGUAUCAACUUUCUGGUUUUAUAGACACUGAUAAGAUACAUCCUAAUGCAUGCCCUGCCUUAGUAGCUGAUCUGUCUGCUGGGGAGCAGGGAAUAAUAGCUCUUGCAUUUGGUUAUACAAGAUUGUUCCAGCCAGAUAAACCAGUAACAAAAGCCCAAGCAGCUAUGGCUCUUGCUACUGGAGAUGCUUCUGAAAUAGUUAGUGAAGAGCUUGCACGCAUUGAAGCAGAAUCUAUUGCUGAAAAUGCUGUUGCUGCGCAUAGUGCUUUAGUAGCUCAAGUAGAGAAGGAUAUCAAUGCAAGUUUUGAGCAGGAGCUUUUCAUAGAGAGGGAAAAGAUCAGUGCUGUUGAAAGAAUGGCUGAGGAGGCAAGACUUGAGUUGGAAAGGUUAAGAGCUGAGAGAGAAGAAGAUAACCUUGCAUUGACUAAGGAGCGAGCUGCUAUUGAAUCGGAAAUGGAGGUUUUUUCAAAGUUAAGGCAUGAGGUUGAGGAUCAAUUACAAAGCCUAAUGAGUGACAAGGUAGAAAUAGCGCAUGAAAAAGAGAGGAUUAGCAAGCUUCGGGAAAAAGUAGAAGUUGAAAACAAUGAGAUUGGCCGUUUACAAUAUGAGCUAGAGGUUGAAAGAAAAGCCCUGUCCAUGGCCAGGGCUUGGGCAGAGGACGAGGCCAAACGAGUGAGAGAGCAAGCAAUAGCCUUAGAGGAGGCUAGAGAUCGUUGGGAGAGGCAUGGAAUCAAAGUGGUAGUUGAUGAUGACCUCCGCAAGGAGGCCUCGGCUGGAGUGACAUGGCUCAAUGCCUCAGAGCAGGUGUCGGUUCAAGGAACAGUUGACAGGGCAGAGAGCUUAUUGGACAAGCUCAAACAAAUGGCUGCAGAUAUCAGAGGAAAAUCUAGAGAUACCCUUCACAAAAUCAUUCACGUGGUUUCCCAAUUUAUAUCAAAAUUGAGGGAAUGGGCAUGCAAAACAGGAAAACUGGCUGAAGAAUUUGGAGAAGCUGCCAUCUCAAAGGUAGGCAAGUCAGUCAGUGAGUUGCAGCAAAAUGCUCUUGAAGUUGGAAUUGGUAUCAAAGAAGGUGCAAAGCGAGUUGCUGGUGAUUGUAGAGAAGGGGUUGAGAAAAUCACCCAAAAAUUCACACAGAAGUUCAAGACCUGACCUUUUCUACCCUCAACAUUUUUUCAAGCUUAUUGGCUGUUGAGUGGCCAGAGAUGGAGUUUGCUUUGAUUUUCUUUUUGCAGUCCUUCAAUAAAGACGUGCACCAGACACCGACGCAGGGAUGUUGGCAGUUACUAACUUCUUAUAACUGCCUUUCGGAGAUCACAACAUAUUCAUGUGAAGGCAUGCUUGUAUAAUUGAUACUAGUAAGAAAUUCAGUUAAGGAAUAACCAGUUGUAAUUCAACAUGUUGCCAUGUCUGCAGCACAUCUUAGAGUAAAGAUAGGCAGCAUGCUGAUUAUAAAUUGUCAUGAUGAUUACUCUCUCAAACCCUCUUUAAUAAGGAGCAUUUCAAUAAGGGUGUUAGUAUAAUAAGUUUUUUUUUUAUUUAAAAAAAUAACUGGAUAAAGAUAUUGGUUUGUGGUU
This is a messenger RNA of Glycine soja, 3486 nucleotides long. RefSeq lists its product as uncharacterized. The record is from RefSeq and is a predicted model, not a curated record. Lineage: Eukaryota; Viridiplantae; Streptophyta; Magnoliopsida; Fabales; Fabaceae. The transcript is spliced from 10 exons. The coding region runs from base 134 to 3061 and encodes 975 amino acids.